This is a messenger RNA of Parnassius apollo (apollo), 1788 nucleotides long. Lineage: Eukaryota; Metazoa; Arthropoda; Insecta; Lepidoptera; Papilionidae. The record is from the annotation of a GenBank genome assembly.
AUGAUCGUAGCGCCGCUCUUCUGGGAAUGGUUCAAUGUUUGGCUGCUUCAAUUUCUCAAGGAUUUGUAUCAUGAAAUCAAAAUGGUCGCACUAAGAGGUGUUAAUGGCUAUGGUCCGCACGGAUGCUCGGGCCACGUGGGUCAGCCAGAGCUGGCUACGAGCACGAGCAAUGGUGCCGGGAACAGUACGAGCGGGCGAGGCAUACAGAUGCAGUACUUGCCGGUAUCAGGGAAGCACGAGUCUUCGCGUUACACCAACUGCGUGGCGCCCUCCAACAGCUAUAGGCUACUCACGCAGUCGCCGCAGAUCAGUUAUCCGCGGGCGUCAACACCACACAGGGCGGAGUGCUACCAUCCGUCGGGGACGGCGGGCGGAGGGUUCCUGCCUGGCGCUGGCGCCUCGCAGCCGAACCUUCGCGCCCAGCCCACGCCGCAGCCAUCAGCGCCACCCGCUCCUCAAGACAUGUCCAAGACUUCCAUGGCCGGCCAUAAUUACGUCUCGCAGCAGAGUCAAAAUGCGCAAGCACGACCGCAGUAUCCAAACUUCCCCUACAGAGCGCAGCACGGAACCCGCCCAAACACACAUCCCAGACAACAACAGCCAUAUUUAGCGGGCACUAGUGGUGGGACGGCUGGCCCCGUGGUAUACCACCACCCCACAUUGGUCUUCCAGCCUCAUAUGGGCCUACCACAGACCUAUCAGCAGCCACGCUCCUCCACCACUGGGUUUUAUCCGUACAUGGCACCGUAUUUGGGAUAUAGUACACCAACGAGUCACACACCACCAUACUACUACUCGAACAGCCAACAGCUGGCGGGCGGCGGGGUGGCGGCGGGCGCGGGGCGCGGCGCCGGGGGCCCGCUGGUGGGGCCACAGCCCGCCGCGCCCACCGCGCCCGCGCCCGCUAUCGCGCACGCGCCCCCACCGCCGCACAUGCACUCCGCGAUGCCGGGUAUACGGCCAAAUCACACGAAACGCAGCCACAGAGUACCGAUUAUACACCCGGACGCACAUCAAGAGGUGCUCACGGAACUGUACAACGACGACACUUACUUAAUGAGCGGUGAAUCGAGUGAGAGGCAAACUCCGCAACCGCAGGAUCCGCCGUCGCACAGCAUAGCGGAGGAGUUCUCCAGACUAGUGAACGAGUCGAUCGCUAACCAAUCAGUCGGCGAGAGUGCCAUGAAGCCGGUCUUCGGGCACAAGAGCGUGGAAAUGACCCCGCCCCCCGUAGCAAUAACUAUGCAACCUCAAACGAAUGCAAUAAAUUCUAUUAAUAAUAAUAAUAUAGUAAAGUCUGAUAUUUUAAAUGUUAAUGAAAAUAAAACUUCAGGACCUGAUGUUGUUGGAGAGCCGAGCGAAACUCCCGUGGUAUCAGCAAUAUCAGACAGUCCUGUUAUAGUGCCUAAAAUGCCUACAAAUAUAAAGCAGUUACAAAAGACUAGUGAACAGAGUCAAACGUUAGCGUUAGAUAAUAAUAAUAAGAGUGCGAACACGUACAAAAAUAAGCAGCAAAAAAACAAACCGCACGUGCCUCAAGCCGAAGACGCCGAGAAGCCGGUGGAGACCGCCGCUCCGGCGACUGGCGUUACGGUAUCGCCAGUGGCGAUAGCGCCGUCAGUGCCUGUGGCGGAGACUGGAGCGGAGCCGCCCGCACCCGUCCAAGCUGCCGCACCCGCCACUGCACCGACAUUCACCCCCACUCCCACUCCGAAUCCCACCCCAAUACCUACGCCCGUUGCCACCCCCACUGACACCCCAAACUUUGUCCCCAAUUUCAUUCCCUAA